GAUGGAAAUUCCCAAGAAAGCGAGGAAUAGCAGCAAAAGAGGGAGACAAAAGAGACAGGUGGAUGAAGUGAUACAGGAGAGACGUGGAGAGGAAAAUGUAAGAGAGAGGGAUGUGAGAGAGUGAUAGUGAGAGAGAGAGAGAGACAGACAUCCAGACAGAGCGAGCCAUCGACGGCUUCUCAACCGUGCGUCCACCUCCCUCUCUGCCCCUGACCCUCCCUUUUUGCUAUUGCUCCGUCGCACCGGCUCUCUCUCUCCCCCCCGUCGGCCAUGUUGGAGCACAUGUCCCGGCGCUCGCGCUCCCUGCUCUCCCUGUCCCUCACCUCCCUGGCUCUGGCGCUCUCCGUCCUGGCCUUCUGCACCUCCUACUGGUGCGAGGGGACCCACAAGGUGGUCAAACCGCUCUGCCUCUCCCCCGUCAAGAUGAAGAAGUGCGGCUCCGGCAGCGGCCAGUCCUCCGCAGAAGGUCCUACUCCUCCCUCCAAGAAAGAGUCCUCCUCCCCAUCUCCUGCUGUGUCUAACAGGACAGUCUCACAAAAGAAAAGGGAGGAGCUGGCUAGGAUUCGUCAAAGGCAACAGGCCAAUGCAGUGCAUUACAUCUGGGAGACCGGAGAAGACAAAUACAUGCUUCGAUACUUUCACACCGGGUUCUGGCAGUCUUGUGAAAAACAUAAUGACGGUGAGAAGUGUCGGAGCUUCAUUGAGCUGACCCCUGGAGAAACUCAAGGGGUGCUGUGGCUGUCUGUGGUGUCUGAGUUCAUGUACAUUAGCCUUCUUGCGAUGGGCUUUCUGCUGAUGUGGGUGGAGGUGUUGUGUGCAUGCGCCCACAAGGAGAUGUACGCCCUCAAAAUCAAUGCCUUCGCUGCCAUCUGCACUGUCCUGUCUGGAAUGAUGGGAAUGGUAGCGCACAUGAUGUACACCACAGUGUUCCAGAUGACCGUGAGCGUAGGGCCCAAAGACUGGAGGCCCCAAACCUGGGACUACGGGUGGUCAUUUGCUUUGGCUUGGAUCUCCUUCAGCUGCUGCAUGGCGGCCGCUGUCUUCACCCUCAACUCCUACACUAAAACCGUCAUCGAGAUGAAGCACAGGCAGAGGCUGCGAUUGGAGGAGGCCCGCGCCAGCCACGCCCCUUCCUAUGAUGAGGUGGUGCCAGGGGGCGGCGUCUACUCGGUGAGCGGCCUGAUGCAGUGCCAGGCCGGCCUGAUUGACAAGGCGUGGGCCGCGGAUGGAGUGGGAGAGGCGCCCACCCUCAUGCUGGUCGGGGGCUGCGGGGCGGAGGGAUGCGUGGACUGCGAGAGAGAGCUGGAGGAAAUGGAGGACACCAUGGAGAGGGACACAGAGAGGGAGGAGGGGUUCUCUGUGUCCAGAGAGGAGGACGGUGGGGCGGACGAAGUCCAGGAGGACAUGGAUGCCUUCUGCUAACAGAUUUUUUGAGUAAAAGGGAAGAAGACAAUAGAAAGAAGACUGGGAUUAAGAUGGAGGGAUUAAAUUUGGGGUGUGUCAAUAAAGGAAAGAGGAUCAUAGUUCAUUAUUGGGCUGAACAUGACAGUUUUAUCAGAGACUGAUAAGUAAUGACAACAUUUACUUUUAACAAUAUUUUUUUCAACUGAGAUGGGAAAUAGAUACUUCCUCACCCUGUUAGGGGCAACAGGUUUCUUAAUUGCUUAAAGAGGAAACGUUGUCUCAGUUGUGUUUCCCACAAAUAAUAUUUUUGAUUAUUAUUAUUUGUUUUUAUGCUUAUUCUUAAUAUUUGUGUCAUUAUUACUAUGAUCAUCAUCACCACUAUUAUGCUGAGAAAGUGCUGUCUCAGUAUUUUCCACAUAUCGUCAACACUGCUUCAUUUCUGAGGUGCAUCGCCUGAGAAACCCAGUGGAUCUAUACUUUACCAUUACCUUUCAUGAGCCUUUAGACUACACGGUGGGCUGUGGUAUGGUACAUAUAGUAAGACCUGGACUGAAAAAAGGACAUAUGGCCCAAAUCUUUCUUGUAACACGUAAUCAAGUUGUGCUAUGAAAGGUAUUCUUCCCUAUAAACUUCCUCUCAAUUUGCUUUUAUUAUUAGAAGAAUCCCCCACUAAAGGUCUGUGAUUUGAUAUGCAUUGUUUUGUGCUGUGUGUAGCAGGUGCUGUGUUUACAGUGUCCCUGUGCUUGAAAUGGUUAGUGAUUGACGUCUACCUUCUGAAAUCCAGUAUGUGUCAAUUUACAGACCAAUCAGGUGAUGGUGAUAUAUCUGUCUUAUAGGAACACAGAAAGGAGACAUAGAAAGGAGAGCAGCGUGCUUGAAACACUGAUAUUGGUUAUCUAGCAAUGAAAUGUAACACGUAAAUGAUGUAGUUAGCUAUAAAUGAUACACAUCACUGGUAGCAGGUGCCAAUAGUUCAGAGCAACAAAGCAGAGGUAGGGAGUCUACAGCAGAACCAGCAGCUGUUUCCUGAAGACGCAGUUGCUAAAUUCACCAUAUUACUUUGAGUGAAAAGCUGCUGCCUGUUACCUAUAGCAAAUGUUUUCAUUGUUUAUUUUUUUGUUUUUUUUCAUUGUUUUUUUGAAUUCACAGAAAAACCUAAUGUUCUUUCAUUGUUCUGCACUCCCCCACUCUAGAUAUGGUGAGUGACAGAAUUUUAAAUGCUAGGCUAUUGCUGUGUUCUUUCAUAAUUACACAUAAGGAAAUGCUAUUUGGGGCAUGUUUUUAGGUGUUACCAUGUCUAAUGGAGAAUCUUAUCGAUCACUAAAUACUGGUAUAUGCAUUUCUAUCAUGUUGACCAGUGUGCUAGCUGUUCAGAAACCAUGCAAAUUGGAAAUGAAGAAGGUCAAAGUACUGCAGAGAGGAAUGGGCCUAUUUAAAUUUUUACAUUGCAUUCAAUUUUGUUUUAUCGCUGGUAAAUCUGUCA
Messenger RNA from Anguilla anguilla (European eel), 2887 nucleotides. Its product is annotated as germ cell-specific gene 1-like protein. Bases 271 to 1422 code for a protein of 383 amino acids. The record is from RefSeq and is a predicted model, not a curated record. NCBI's taxonomy places the organism in Eukaryota, Metazoa, Chordata, Actinopteri, Anguilliformes, Anguillidae. Gene Ontology annotation, cellular component: plasma membrane. The transcript has 7 exons.